Messenger RNA from Dioscorea cayenensis subsp. rotundata (Guinea yam), 2919 nucleotides. RefSeq names its product cysteine-rich receptor-like protein kinase 4. Gene Ontology annotation, biological process: protein phosphorylation. Gene Ontology annotation, molecular function: ATP binding; protein kinase activity. NCBI's taxonomy places the organism in Eukaryota, Viridiplantae, Streptophyta, Magnoliopsida, Dioscoreales, Dioscoreaceae. Bases 141 to 2732 code for a protein of 863 amino acids. The record is from RefSeq and is a predicted model, not a curated record. The transcript has 8 exons.
UUCACUCCGAAGUUCAACAUCAAGACUCCAGAUUGGGAAUCAUUUUGCUCACACGAUCUUCUCUAAGUAUUUGUUCAACAUAAAUCUAAUUAGAGGGAAUGUAUUCAUGCUCUUCACAUCCAAAAAGCCAACCAAAAUAAAUGGCUCUUCUUCUUCUUCUUCUUCUUCUUCUUCUUCUUCCCAACAAAUCCUUAAGCCUCGCCAUCUUGUUCCUCCUCCAUGUUCUUGUUCACCAUGUCAACGCCGGAAUCCUGAGUUUCUCUCCAAUCACAGCCAACUGCACCGGCGGUAACUACACAGACAACAGCAUCUUCUCCACCAACCUCAACUCCCUUCUCUCCACCUUCAAUUCCAAGUCCUCAUCCUCCAACUCUACAUAUCAAAUCUCAGGCACUGUCUAUGGCCUCUUCUUCUGCACUGGUGACCUCUCACAAGACAACUGCCAGGCCUGCAUCCAAUCAGCCAUUAAAAACAUCUCUGAGAAGUGCCCAAGCUCAAAACAAGCCAUCAUAUGGUAUGACUACUGCGAACUACGUUACUCUGACACCAACUUCUUUGGACUCCCAGACACCAAUGGUUUCUCCAUGAUCAAUCCCUUUGAGAACACCAGUUCAUCAGAGCCAAUGGAGGUGAUGUCCCAGUUGGUCAAAGAGGCCCCAUCCCAAGUACCCGUUAUGUUCUCUUACAGAGCAUUGCCCCCUGAACGCUUGUAUGCUCUGGCACAGUGUUCACCAGACUUAACCGCAGAAGGAUGCAGUCGUUGCUUGACUACUAUCUUGGCAAACAUCAAAGCUUGUUGUACAAUGAGGAAGGGAUGGAGAUAUCUGGCUACUAGCUGUUGGAUACGGUAUGAAGCUACUCCUUUCCUUCAGAACCUUCAGGGAGUUUAUAUAGAGGUCACUCAGAGCUCUUGCCCUUACCAAGACACCCUUCCUAAUGACCUGAUUCUCAACAACAUUCUCUCUGAUUUGAUGACAAACACUCCGUUGAAGGGCGGGUUCUAUAACAUUAGUGAAGGGGAGACGAUGAACAAGCUCUAUGGCUUAGCACUAUGCCGAGGAGAUCUAGCUCCACAAGGGGAUUCUUGCGAGACCUGUCUACAGAAUGCAAGAAACAGCAUUCUAGAAGAUUGCACAAACAAGACACAAGCCAUUGAAUGGUAUGAGAGCUGUUUUAUUAAGUACUCCAACCAGAGUUUUUUUGGGGUUGUGGAUACUGAUGGAAGGACAAUGUGUGGAACUGAACAAAGUAACCAGAUUGCUGCCAAUAUCACCACCGGAAUGGUACAGGGACUCAUUCUUGAUGCAGUUAAUAGUCCAACAUUUUUAGGAGUCGGAAAGAUUGCGAUCAAUAGUUCUCUGGAGAGCUAUGCGCUUGUGCAGUGCACAAGAGACCUCAGCAGAGAGGGUUGUGGGGAUUGCUUGCAGAGAGGGAUGAAUAUUUCUUUGCAAAACUGUGCAUUGACUCAAGGAUGGCGAUAUCUCUCUGGUAGCUGCACCUUGAGGUAUGAGGCCUUUCCCUUUUUUGACACCUCAGUGAUACCAGAGGGUACUCCUACACAAGAAUUUGGUGUAAGGAAGAAGUCAUCCAAUGUUAGUGUUCUGGUUAUUGUCAUGCCAAUUGUGGGAUUCAUUCUCUUGGCUACUUGCCUCUCUUGUCUGUGUUGUAGAUUGAGGCGGAAACAUGCAAGCAAAAGAGCUCAGUUUGAUAAAUACAUGCCUCUGAGUAGUAUACAAACAGCUACAAAUAAUUUUGCCGAUCAAAAUAAGCUUGGUGAAGGUGGAUUUGGCCCUGUUUAUAAGGGUGUGCUGCAGAAUGGAACAGAGAUCGCUGUUAAGAGACUUUCAACAGCAUCCAAGCAAGGUGCCACUGAAUUUGAGAAUGAGGUCAAGUUAAUUGCGAAACUCCAGCACAGAAAUCUUGUGAGAAUGCUUGGUUGGUGUGUUGAGAAAGAAGAGAAGCUACUUGUCUAUGAAUACCUACCAAAGAAGGGUCUUGAUGCUCUUCUAUUUGAUUCUGAAAAGCGGGUGCAAUUGGAUUGGAAUCAACGGCUUCAGAUCAUCGGAGGAAUUGCUAGAGGCCUUGUCUAUCUCCAUGAAGACUCACUGCUCAAAGUCAUUCACAGGGACCUCAAAGCCAGUAAUGUUUUAUUAGACAACAAACUGACACCCAAGAUAUCAGAUUUUGGGAUGGCCAAGAUAUAUGGAGGAGAUGAAAUUGAAGCCAAUUCAAGCAGAGUUGUUGGAACAUAUGGUUACAUGGCCCCAGAAUAUGCAAUGGCAGGGCUAUUCUCUGUGAAGUCUGAUGUUUUUAGCUUUGGAGUCCUCUUAUUAGAAGUACUAACUGCACAAAGGAAUGGAAGAGCACACUUCGAAGAAUAUGGCCAAACUCUUAUAAGACAUAUGUGGCAUUUGUGGACUGAAAACAAAGCACUGGAGUUGGUGGAUCCUUUGCUUGAAGGUUCAUAUUCAACUGAUGAAGCAAUCAAGUUGAUCAAAAUAGGAUUGUUGUGUGUCCAAGAGAAUGUGGAAGAGAGGCCAACAAUGUCUGUGGUUAUUCAUAUGCUGAGGAGCAGUGACCACACUGUGUUCCCAACACCCACUCAGCCUCCUUCAUUCAUAACUCGGCCAAGAAACAUUCAGCUUCUUGCAUCUUCAUCAAGCUCGCAGUCACAAGCAACCAUUGUUCCCUCCGUCAAUGAUGUUACCAAUUCAGAUCUUCUGCCAAGAUAGACUACUAUAGCUAAAAUUCUUCCUUUGCUGCGUUGAAUUUUAAGUUGGUUGCCCCUGCUUGCUUAUGUUUUUCUAGUGGUAUAUUGUAUAUUAUCUAUUAUCUUGUAUAUCAGAAAUUAGGUAAGCAGUGGCUUGGUAAAUCUACAUGAAAAUAUACUCAGUUGAAGUGAAAUUACAUGUUGCGUUA